Molecule: messenger RNA, 1665 nt
Organism: Exophiala oligosperma
Lineage: Eukaryota; Fungi; Ascomycota; Eurotiomycetes; Chaetothyriales; Herpotrichiellaceae
Exons: 5
Coding region: 213-1508 (431 amino acids)
Biological process (GO): transmembrane transport
Cellular component (GO): membrane
Molecular function (GO): transmembrane transporter activity
Source: RefSeq, a predicted model, not a curated record
CCUACCACCAAGAAGCAAGCGAUAUAAGGGUAUCAUGUGAAAUCUGAUUGGUUUUUUUUUCUUUGAAUAUGAAUGAAUUCAACAGAUAGUUCUCAAACAAUCUUUGACUGUCAUAUGGAGUAUCUACUACCACUUCCAUCAUUUAGAUCAUGACGGCAUAAGAACGGUCCGAUGCAAUCAAAACUGUACAUAUACAUAUACACAUCAGAAAGAUGACAAUGAUCUCCGACCCAACAGACCUUACGGGCACCGAGGCCGAACAGCAACCACUCCUUCAAGAUGUACGGAAUGUUUACCAAGCGGAAGGUGAACAUGAUGAUUCAGAACUGGCCUCUCCGCCGGACGAGCCCCUCGCGUUCAAGAUUGCUGCGGUCAUGUACUGUUGGUUUGUGACAGGAAUGCAUGUUGCUUCUAUUGGAGCUCUUCUUCCACUGAUUGAAUCCUACUACAACAUCAAAGAUGCCACAGCUGCUCUCAUCUUCCCCGUUGGUGUUUCGGGCUACCUCAUCGCAAAUUCCCUCGUACACCUGGUCCACAUCAAACUUGGCCGCAGAGGAAUAGUGAUCCUCGCCACCCUCCCGCAUGUCCUCGGAGGCUUACUACUCUCCACCAAGCCAACUUAUCCGUUCCUGCUCACGGCUUAUUUCGUCGUCGGACUCGGGACGGGGUUCUCAGACUCCACUUUCUGUACCUGGGCGGCCAUCGUUCGGGGACCCAACAAGGUCUCAGGGCUCAUUCAUGGGUCCUACGCUUUUGGAUGCGUCAUGGGCCCUAUUGUCGUGGCCGCUCUCGAGAGGGUCGGUCUCGGAUGGCAAUAUUUCUACCUUGUCAUGUUGGUUGUCUUCUCUCUGGAGGCUUGCGCCUUGGUCUUGGCGUUCCGACACGACGACGCCGCCACAUACCACUCCAAAAUAACCCAGAAGCAAGAUCUCGUCGACGGCGGCGGCGGCUUCGCUGGAUGUAAAAAAGUAAUCUUCGUGUGUGGUCUAUUCUUCUUUGUCAACGUCGGUAUUGAAACAUCUCUGAGCGGCUGGUUGACGAGUUACAUGACCCGGUCCCGACGCACGACCCCGUCGGUCGCGGCCCUGGCCACUUCGCUCUUCUGGGCAGGCAUGGUCCUGGGUCGAUUCUGUCUGGGACCAUUGACCAGAAUCGCCCGGCUCCGGGUCGUCGUGGUCCUGCUCAUCUGCGCGUUGAUCACGCUGCAGCUCCUGUUCAGACUCGAAGCGGCCCCCCUGGCCUUGUCGCUGUGCCUCGCGACCGGCAUCGGUUUCUCCUCGGGCCCGCUGUUCCCUUCCGCCGUCUUGACCAUGACGGCCAAACUGCCCGACGACGUCCACGUCCGUGCCGUCGCCCUCACCUGCGCGAUCGGCCAACUGGGUGGCGCCGGCGCACCCUUCAUCAUCGGCGUCAUCGCGCAACGAUCGGGGAUCGAGCGCCUGUUCGACGUGGUGCUGGGCCUUUCCAUUGCCCUGCUGUUGAUUUGGCUGUUUUUUUCCCGAGCGUGAAAACUCCCCGACCCUGAUUGUUUCAUCACAUCACGUCGGGAGUAUGUAUUCGUCGGAGACGAGGGUUCGGUGACCCAAACUGUCGUGUUACACCAAUCCAUAUCGUACAUAGAAAACCACACAGACCGCAAAUGGCAAUUUCGUCACUCGCCUUCGG